Molecule: messenger RNA, 166 nt
Organism: Dentiscutata heterogama
Lineage: Eukaryota; Fungi; Glomeromycota; Glomeromycetes; Diversisporales; Gigasporaceae
Source: the annotation of a GenBank genome assembly
UAUUGCAAAUGAUACUUCAUUAAUAGGCUUGGAAGAAUCAGUUUCUUUAGAAGGCAUAUUAGGCACUACUCCACUUAUAAGCCCAAUAGGUAGUUUAGAUGUCUUAAAAGUUUCAGGAUUCCCAAAUGUUAAAACAACUGGUGCUUCGGCUUCUUCUUUUACAUAG